GGCUUAUGAGUGAUAACAACCAAAAUAUGUGAUGUUGAUAACUAGUUUCAUCGGAAUAAACGUGAAAAUUCCAUUGUUUUAAAGAAAAAUGUUGGUUUUACUUGUUAUACUCCUCUUUGGAGUAACAGCAACUUUGCAAGAUCCCCAAGUUAUUGAAGUACAAGAUAAGCAGGAGCAUGAAUUAUCUGUUUCAACACUAAAUUCAAGAGAAUACUUAAUUAAACUGCCUCAUUCUUUCAAGUUAAUCAUAGAAGUGGAAAAUGUAGAUCUACAAUCAAUCUACGGAGAUUAUUUACUUAUUAAAAGAGGUCCUGAUAUGGAUGAAGAGGGUACUGGCAUUGCACUAACUGAAAAAGGCCUUCCAGAAGGCAAAAUUGUUAUUUCUUCUAAUAUUAUUUAUAUAAAACUAUUUAUCGGGGAAUCAGAAGAAGGAAAAUCAAAAAUUAGAGAAUUCAAACUAAAAUAUACUGCGUAUGGAACUACGUCAUUAACGACAACGGAAGCUCCAACAUCUACAUCAACUUGGCCUUCACCAGGAGCAAAUGACAAAAGUCACUAUAAAGCUCAUUUAUAUGGAUUGAGAGAUGUCGACUACGAGAUUGAGGAGAAUGUGGAAAAUUUACGAACAGCCAUUGGCAAAAUGGCGGCUGAAUAUUGCAAAGACCAGGCGAUGCCUGUUCUAGAACCGAUUGGAAAAAACAAUGUUCUUAUUGCGGAUUUGAUAAGAUGUCCAUAUUAUUGGCCAGAUAGUGAAAAAUGUGUCACGGUAAAUUUUGCUGUUCCCGUUGUGAUGAAACCAAAUUACGAAGGAUACCAAUUGUUAGAAAUGCAUUUAGAAGUGAUGUGGAAACGAUACGAAAAAUAUCUUACGGAAUUUAAGUUAAAAAAUUAUAUUAAACCUGAUAUGGAUGCAGAAAUGGUUUAUUGGGACCUCACGAUUAUAGUUCUGGUGGUGCUAUUAAUUUUGGUAUUGCUGGUUAUUGCACUAGUAAUGAUAAGCAAACCAGGAUGGUUGUUUAAACUUUUUGGAAGGGUGAAUAGACCAGGAGACAGAGUGAACAUAAUUGAACAUGAGGAGAGGGAUAGUUGUGUGCCAAAUGAAUCAGAAUUUGACAAAUUUAAAGCAAAUGCAGUACUUAUAUAAAUCCAGCUAUUCUACCUUCCCAGGAAGUAUUUAUCUGUAUAUAGAGUUGCCUAUCAUAAAUAUUCUUCGUUUAAAAAACUAAAUUAUGUUUUAUACUAACUUAAAUCGUUAAAAAUAAAAAUAUUCGUAAUUAUUA
Dalotia coriaria is the source of this 1280-nucleotide messenger RNA. RefSeq lists its product as uncharacterized. The transcript is spliced from 5 exons. The record is from RefSeq and is a predicted model, not a curated record. Lineage: Eukaryota; Metazoa; Arthropoda; Insecta; Coleoptera; Staphylinidae. Bases 89 to 1144 code for a protein of 351 amino acids.